GACUCUCCAGAAAUUGUAUUAUGUGGGUAGGCAACAAAACCUGCAGGGUUAAGUCCCGCGGAAGUACUUGAAUGCAUUUGUACAAGUCUAGUCCUCUAAUGCUCUCCAUCCAUUAAAUGCAUCAGUGAACCUGCACUGAAUAAAAGACGGUAAAGUGCUGUAACGAUUGUAUGUGUGCAGUGUCACGUGGUUAACGCGUCCUCCCCUUAAGAACUGGUUGAAACCGACAGAGAGCUGUUGGGGGUUCAGUUGCAGAUCUGCAGGGAGGGAUACAACACACACACACACGCACAGCUCCAGACACCACCCCCGGUAUGUCCACUAUCUGUGUGCUGAGGACUCGCUGCUUCCUCCGGCAGGUGCUCCCCGGCCUGCCCGCCGCCAUGCAGAGGAACUACAGCCUGGAUGUUUCCGCUCCCCUGCUCCGGACGCAGGGCUACGUGGACGGCCGCUGGGUCUCCGCAGCCUCGGUGUUCCCUGUCCUGGACCCGGCCACCGGGCAGGAGAUAGCCCGGGUGUCCGACUGUGGCCCGGCUGAAGCCAAGCAGGCUGUGGACGCUGCCUACAAGGCGUUUCACUCCUGGAAGCAGUACUCCGCUAAGGAGAGGAGCAUCCUGCUGAGGAAAUGGUUCGACCUGCUGACGCUGCACAAAGAAGACUUGGCUAAACUGAUCACAUUCGAAUGUGGUAAGCCCAUGCGGGAGUCUCUCGGGGAGAUCGCGUACUCCGCCUCCUUCCUGGAGUGGUUUUCGGAGGAGGCUCGGCGAGUGUACGGCGACAUCGUACCGUCACCCGCCAAAGACCGAAAGAUCCUCCUCCUCAAACAGCCGGUGGGCGUCGCCUCCAUCAUCACGCCGUGGAACUUCCCCAGCGCCAUGAUCACCAGGAAGGUGGGAGCUGCUCUGGCUGCCGGCUGCACAGUGGUGAUCAAACCGGCGGAGGACACGCCGCUGUCAGCGCUCGCUCUGGCUGAGCUGGCGGAGCAGGCGGGGAUCCCGGCGGGGGUGUUUAAUGUGGUUCCUUGCUCCAGGGAGAAGACUCCGUCGGUCGGGGAGGUUCUCUGCACCGACCCCCUGGUGGCCAAAAUCUCCUUCACUGGCUCCACUGCCACCGGCAAAGUGCUGCUGAGACUCGCCGCUGACACUGUGAAGAAGGCCUCCAUGGAGCUGGGUGGCCACGCCCCCUUCGUUGUGUUCGACAGCGCUGAUGUCGACCUGGCCGUGAGCGGAGCCAUGGCCUCCAAGUUCAGGAACUCUGGACAAACGUGUGUGUGCUCGAACCGGUUUCUGGUGCAGAGCGGCAUCUACGAGCGCUUCAUGGAGAAGCUGGGUAAAGCGAUGGACGCCGAGCUGCGCCUGGGUCACGGCUCAGAGCCCGACACCACCCAGGGCCCGCUCAUCAACACCAGAGCCGCUGACAAGGUGGCCCAUCAGAUAUCAGAUGCAGUGUCUCAGGGGGCGAAGGUACUGAGAGGCGGGAAGCGUCUGGAGGGGUCCUUCAUGGAGCCCACCCUGCUGGCCGACGUCACCACAGACAUGCUGUGCACGAAGGAGGAAACCUUCGGCCCGCUGCUGCCUGUCAUCAGGUUUAACACGGAGGCAGAAGCUCUGGCCAUCGCUAACGCGUCUAAUGUCGGGCUGGCAGGCUACUUUUACUCGCAGGAUGUGAGUCAGAUCUGGCGGGUGGCGGAGGCGUUGGAGGUGGGGAUAGUUGGAGUCAAUGAGGGCCUCCUGUCCACACCGGAGGCCACCUUCGGCGGGGUCAAACAGUCCGGUUUGGGCCGCGAGGGCUCCAAGUAUGGCAUCGACGAGUACCUGGAAGUCAAGUACAUGUGCUUUGGAGGCCUCAAACCCUGAAACAGAGGGGUUCAGCGGUACAACACACAAAUAAAGCAAUCAUGAAAGGUGGCUGUAACUGUAGAGCUCAGGUUUGAACUGAUUGAUUUUAAAUCAUUUAAAACAUUAACCAACACAAAAUAACCUUUAAAUUAGAGUCUGGGUGGCCAAGGUUUAGUGUUCAAACUUUUAUGGACUGCCCUUAAAAAUACCCCAAAUCUAUAGUAGAGUUGUUUUUUUUAAUGCUGCUAAUUAAUUUAGCAGCAUUAAAUUUUUUGUGACGUUUUUUUUAUUGUUUCAUCUGACAUCCAUAUGAUUGUCAGUUUCGUUUAGUUUAUGUAAAGAAGUAAAAACCGCUUUGAUCCUGAGCUUCUGGAUGAUUUCUCUUUAGAAGAGGCCGUGUUUUGAUUGGACAGGUCAGAAAGUGAAACAGGGUCCUCUUAAUUUGGAUAAAACAAGCUGCAUGGGACUGCAGUGUUUUGUUUUGUUUUUUUUGCCUAGAUCACCAUUACCUACUGAUGGCCUCAGUGGUCGCUCUGCUCUGGGGUUAGCUGGGCUUGUUAUUCCAGAGCUGCUCAUGGUUGUUUGCAUGUCCGUGUCGUCACAUUCUGUAGGCUCAGACUGCUCUUGUCUAACUGUUGUUCAAGCUUUACUUGAGAUUAGAUGUUCUAGAAAUCACCAAAUGUCCGUAAGUGCUCAUUGUACAACAGAAAGAUAGCUAGCUGAGUCACUGCACAAGAGAGGGGGAACUCGCAUCUAACGUUGCACAUCACAACGUGUCAUGUCACAUGACUGCUAAAAAAUGAAUUUAUUACAAAAUUAACAUAAUAGAACACGUAGAAAAUGUAGAUUUACCAUCAAAAUCUUUAGUAAGUUUUGAAACAGUGGGUCCUUUUAUUUCACAGAAGUAGAUAGAAAAAGAUUUUGCCAUUUUACUUACGGAGCUAACGAUUAGCUAGCUAGCCAUUUUGCUAAAAUGACAGAUGUUGCUGGCGGAUAGUAGCUAGCUAAUCGUCAGCUCCAUAAGUUUGUGGAAAAUGCCGUCUCUGGCUGCCUUCUUGAUCACUGUCUCCCAAAGUUUUGUCCCAACCAACAGUCCAACAACCCAAAGAUAUUCAGUUUACUGCCAUAGAGGACUAAAGAAACCUGAAAAUAUUCACAUUUAAGAAGCAGGAACCAGAGAAUUUGGGGUCCUUGAUUUCACAGAAGUAGAUACAAAGAGAUUUUUGUCAUUUCACUUAUGGAGCUACUGAUUAGCUAGCUAGCUAUUUUGCUAUAAUGACAAAAUUUGCCGGCAGAUAGUAACUAGCUAAUCACUAGCUCCAUGUGUUGGUGGGAAAUUCUGUCUCUGGCUAACUUGCAUAUAAAUUAGCCCUGGCAAAAGGGGUCUUCAAUAUGCAUUUACUGACUACAUAAAUGAUAUCAUGCUGUGGAGGCUAAAGCUAACAGGUCCCAGGUUAAAAGUCAUCCCCACUAGUUGAUCCAUUUAGAAGACAUGCAAAUAAACAGCGACUUUUUCUUUCCUACAUUACACCAUUGAAAUGUUAACAAGAACUAAUAAGUUAGUUGGACAAAAAAACACAGUGGUUAGAUUUAUGCUUUAUUGUGUUUCAAACAAUUUGUUCCACUUUUACUUGAGGAAAAGAUUUAAGGAUGACGGCUACAUGAUGAGUUUGGCAAAACAUCUCAGGCAAACUUCCCCAAAUCCAAUAAAGAGCAAGACAGAGCAACUAACAUUAGCUUAAACCAGGACUGGCUUCCACACAGUGGAUGUUCCAGUCCUGAAUGGGGCUUUUUUGACGUAAAAUAAUUUUAGUGGCUUACAUUAGAGCAAACAAACACUCUUUAAUUCAUUAGUUACAGUUGUGCUCUUAUAUUUUUGGUCCAAACAGAAUAUCUUUCUUAUAGAGCCUGCUGCUAGUAAUGGUCACUAUUCUGAGGAAGGGUUUAGCAAACUGUCUGAGUUGUGAAGUGUGAGGAGUGUUUUUUCUCAUUCUGUAUUCUUAUUGCUAAAUUUUCUUUAACGAUCUAAAUGUUACUGAAACUCAGGACUCUCCUGGAUACUGUAACAAUCCUAUAUGUUUAUAUUCUGACCACUAGCUUACAUUAUUUCAACUUCGUUUCUGAGAAACCUAUUGUCAAUCAUUUUGGAGGACGGCUAAGAAUACUAGAAUAGCCAUGAGCCGCAGCCGCUGUUGCUAUGGAGAAGUCGUGCACACGAAUCGGAGUGUAAUGAGUUCAAAACAUUUGGUUGCUGGAGUUGUAAACAAAACAUUUUGCUAUAGUUACUGAAUUCACUCAAAAGUGACCCAGAAAUUAAAAGUUAACCGAUUCACGCCGUAGAUUGUAAAAACAUUUUUCUCAACAUGAUAAUCUUUAGCUUCUUCCCGCCAUUAGCAGAGCAUGUGGCUCUGUGAUUGGCUGUUUCUUGCUGAAAUGCACCUUAAGAGUCGUAGUUAACUUCUACCCCAAGAUGUUUAUGUAUAAAGUCUUGUAGCUUCAACUUUUUGCUAAAGAACCAGAUAUUUUUUAACGCAGUUGUUCAUUUAACCAAGAGAGUUUAAUGCUGAUCCGAGCCAUAGAGGAAUUCAAACUGUGAGUCACGUAACAUUGUUUAUAGGAAAAAUUAAGGGAUUUUUACUUCCAGAACCAGGGGCACCCGACUCUAUAAUGAACAAUGUCCAGCCAAUCAGAAUGCAGUAUUUCUCUGAGUUGACCAUGAUUUCUUUCAUCUUUUUAUGAGGCUCAUCUCUUACUGAAACAUCUAAUUGGACUUUUAUUCUUUUUCCACUCAUGGUAGGAGUCUUGAAAGUAAACUUGCUUCAGUAGCACAAAAGAUUUUUGAUUUAAAAUCGAAAAAAUAAGCUGCCAAGCUGCAAACCUGGUGUGGUAGAGAAGGGAAACUGCAGAUUUACUGUGAUAAAGCGAAUUAAAAUGCACAAAAGCUUUUUCUAGAUCUUUUGUAAAGUUGUGUUUUUGUAUUGAACAUCCUGUAGUGGGACUAUUAAUGUAAAAAAAAAUAUACAGCUAAAAUACAUUUGCUGACAUAAUUGAACAUACUGUAGGGACACAUGUUCAAAUUGGGUCUAAAGAUAACAAAGCAUUACAUGUUGGUCAUUUUAAAUUCUAUAAAGCAUAUGCCAUUCAUAAAACUGUGUACGAACCAUUAGCUUUACACACAGUUCAAUAACAUCUGUAAGUGAUCAAUAUUAGUAAUGUUUUAAUAAAUACACAAAUAAAAUAGAAAUAAAUUAAAUUUCAAAAAUAUAAAUGUUGAAUACAUGGUCUUAGUUUGGUUUGGACAUGUAUGCAUGCACCUAAUAUUCUGGAAGAAAUAAAUGUCAAGUGUAUUUUCUGUAUAGAGAUAAAGUAAUAAAGACCAUUUCAAAGAUGUCAUUAAUUAUUGUAAUAUAGUAGUUCAAUAAAAACCUUAAUGUGUAGAUUGAUGUGAAUUUCUAAUCCUGGGCAGGUUUGUGUUGAAAAACUAAUACCUGAUACCUGAAAACAGAAAAAACCUUGGUUGCCAUGUCGUCUCCUAAGUGCCAUGUGAUUGAUUAUUCUUACAGUGUUGAACAAUAGUCCUGUGUUUUUGGGGUAAUUUAGGUUUAUUAAGUAAUCUAGUUUUCAGCAGCUGAGUAGCACAAAUUACAGUCAUGAUGACUGAGCUAAGCCCCGUUCUUUGUAAGUAAGGUUUGAUUUGAAACGAGCCAGGAGUUUAAAAUCUAUCUGGAACGGGCCCAGAUGUCCUCCUACAGAAGCCUAAUAAAGUAAUAUUUUUCUACAGUUGAGCCCCAAAUUUGCUAAUUAGAGCAAAGUGUUCAACAUAAAUAUCUAUUUAAGAGAUGAUUAUACAACAGUAAAUAAUAUCCAUGAAUAUUAUGACAUAAUACGCCAUCCCCUGUUGUUCAGUACUGACAGUUUAUGAUCUUUGGGUUUGUACAGCAGAUUGUGCUUUUAAUACAAAGUGUAAUUGAUGUUAAUUGUAAUAUACUCUGUUGUAGUCAUAGUUGAUGUAAAAAUAUCUUACUUUUGUAUUACUGACUAUGGAUAUUAAUGGAAAAUAAAGAGGAAAUUAUAAUAAG
Molecule: messenger RNA, 5917 nt
Organism: Thunnus maccoyii (southern bluefin tuna)
Lineage: Eukaryota; Metazoa; Chordata; Actinopteri; Scombriformes; Scombridae
Gene: aldh5a1
Product: aldehyde dehydrogenase 5 family, member A1 (succinate-semialdehyde dehydrogenase)
Exons: 10
Coding region: 315-1856 (513 amino acids)
Biological process (GO): GABA catabolic process
Molecular function (GO): succinate-semialdehyde dehydrogenase (NAD+) activity
Source: RefSeq, a predicted model, not a curated record